AAGAGGUGAAGAAAAGAUGUUACUCAGAGCUAAAACUUUUUCAGAAAGGUUUAGAAGACUACUUUAUCUUAGCACACCUAAUGAAACUUCUUUUGAGAAAAUUGAAGACGUGCCAGCAUACGUUAAUGAGGCCUUUCCAUACUUUAUUAGCCUGAUAAUCCUAGAAACUGUUGCUCGACAUCUACAAGGAAAGUCCUUUCCACGUUUGAAUGAUGCCUUUAGUUCUCUCAGUGCUGGAGUCUUGUCAUUGCUGCAUGGAUUGCUGUUUCGUUCGUUUGAGUUGGUUUGUUACAUGUGGGUGUUUGAACACUUCAAUGUGAUCACUCUCCCCUGGCAGUCACCGUGGACGUGGUUAGCAGCAUUUGUUGGUGUCGACUUCACCUACUACUGGCUUCACAGAUGUGGACACGAGGUUAAUAUCACAUGGAGUGGACAUCAGGCACACCACAGUUCAGAGGAAUACAACCUGACCACAGCUCUGCGACAGUCGGUCAUUCUCAGAUACCUAACAUGGAUGUUUUAUCUUCCAAUGGCAUUGUUCAUCCCUCCUUCAAUUUUCCUCGUCCACAACCAGUUUAACUUGCUCUACCAGUUUUGGAUUCACACUGAGGUGAUUGGAACCCUCGGCCCCCUAGAAUACUUGAUAAACACACCGAGCCACCACAGAGUACAUCACGGUAGGAACCCGUACUGCAUCGACAAGAACUAUGGAGGAACUCUCAUAAUAUGGGACAGGCUGUUCGGAACGUUUGAAAAGGAGCGUGAAAGUGAACAGGUUAUCUAUGGCCUUGUGCACCCUUUAACAUCAUGGGAACCAAUAUAUGUUCAGCUUUGCCAGCUAAUUCAUAUUGUGAAGACAACUAGCAGUUUGGAUGGGGUUAAAAACAAAAUGUCUGCCUUUCUUAAAGGACCAGGCUGGCUUCCUGGUAAACCAAGGCUUGGGAACAAAGAAGAUAUUCCUGCAAUUUCCUAUCCAGUUAGAAAAUAUGACAGUAAUCUCCCCUGGUGGGCUAAGCUGUAUGUGUGGAUUAAUUUUACAUCUAUAGCCGUCGGCUAUUUGAUCAUAGCCAGCUAUCAGCAGACUCUGCCUGUUUCCAACUUAGUGUUGUAUAUCGUAUUUACAGUGGUGUCACUUUCUACAUUUGGUUUGCUUUAUGAUCAGCGAGAGUGGGCCUCAGUAGUGGAAAUGUGCAGGUGUUGUUGUGUCAUGGCUACAAUGUACUUCCUGGGUCUCACACAAUACUUCACUGUUCAUCUCACUGCAUCCAUUUACACAGUUCAUGUGUUGUCCAUGCUAUUGUGGGCAUACAUAUCAGCUCUGAAGUUGAUCAACGUAACGAGGAAGACUAAAUAGCAGGACUGAGUGUAAUAAUAAUAUAUUUUAUAAAAAUAUUAAUAAAACAUCAUUUUUAAUAAUAAUUAAUAAAAAAUAUUAAUAGUUUAAUAAAAUGUUAUUCUUAAGAAUAAUUUAUAAAAAUAUUAAUAUACAUGCAUUAAUACAAUAAUAGAAUGAAACGUGUUAAACAACUACUUGAGGUUUUUUUUGUAGACAGGUGGCUGUUAACUGCAGGUUGUUUUAUUCUGCUAUAUAUGAUUUGAGACCAGUAAGCUAACCUCUUAUGAAAAGAUGUGGUGGGUAUUUUCCUUUCUCUUCUUUGAAUUCACAUUUCCUCUCAAUAUAGUGGCUCCUAUCUUUCAACUUUUUACAUUGUCCACCUCUACAUCAAGUCAUCUCUCCAGCCGCAUAAGGUGCUUGUUUCUUGUGGUCAUUCGCACCACACAUCUGCCAUUUCCCAUUAGCUGUAGCUGUGGGCUUAUUUUGACCACUGCUGCAUCAGGUUUGACCGAUAUGUUUUUCUGUACAUUAUGUAUUUUCUUCUUAUGCAUUUACCACUUAAUCACUUCAAGGAACAAUUUCUUUCUUUGCUUUUACUAAUUAUGCAAGCCAUCCUGUUGUUACAUAAUUACACACAUGCAUGCACGCACACACAGACACACAGACACACAGACAGACACACACACACACACACACACACACACAAAAUGAAGGUACCAUUACACAAUCCUCAAAACUGAAUUAGAACCAUCUGGCUGUCUACUGGUUAUGAUAGACUGCAUCUAGAAUUGUCCAUUGGACAAAAAGGCAUGCCUGUUUCACAUUUGAUUUUUCACAAACUUUGGAAAUAGCUUAUUUUGAUUACUAACAUUAAAGGCUAUGUGUGUGUCGCUAAUUGUUCUAAACAAUUUCCUGCCCCACAGUUCACUGAAAAGAGGAGAUAUAGGUUAUAGAACAUCACAAAUGAGCUGUUUACAUCUUCAAAUAUGUGUUUCUGUCUUCCCAACUGUUAACAUGAUACAUCAGGCCUUGACCGUAACUUUUCUCAGUGUUAGCCCACUGGGCUACCAGGUUAUAAAAUCUGGUAGCCCUCAGAAAAAAUUGGUAGCCCCAUAAUUUUAAUAAAGAAAAAAAAAGAAAAAAAAGAAAAAGAGACAUAAAAGCAAAACCAUUUAUUUUUACUUAAACAUGUUGUAGGGUGGGGUUUUUUUAACAUACGCCAAUAAGGACAACAUCAAUUUUUUUCAAACAAAGUUUUAUAUCGGAGAAAGGAUACUCAAAACUCGGGAUUGUAAUGGAAAACGAAAACAUGCAAAAACUGGACUUGAAUUUAAAACAUACUAAUAUUAAUGAACAAGUUCAAUUAAUAUACUGAUGAUGAGCAAUAUACUGUGAAAUAUACACUUAUGAAAACUACAUUUAUAGCACUUUACAUUAAUGAACAAAAAUUAUUGUGUGUUUCGAAUCAUUUGUUUUAUUCAGCUUAGUUAGAGUUUCAGCUGCUUUUGUAGUUUCGAGUUUUACUUGCUUUGCCAACUCAGCUGCUACACAUUCUUUUAUUUCACUAAAUCAUAUUGGAUAAUGGCCACCUGUGGGUCAGACAAAGAUUAUCAUGAACGGACUGGAAAGCAUCUUCCAGGUUUGGGCUUUUAGAGUGAAAAUAUUGCUUAUUUUUAAAACUGUCUUGUGGAGUUUGUCCAAAACAAUGCUAGGAUAAUGUUGAUUUACCAUAUUCUGAUAACAACAAUGUAUCUUUCAGUUCUUUAUUGAUUUCACCACAGUUAGUAUUAUUUGUGAUCAGGAGUGUUUCCAUGUUUCUCAAAAUUAAGCAUGAACAUUGAAUGUCAUACAAGAUUACUGUAUACUUGUGUUGGCAACCUUGACACACUUUAUACUGUGUUUAUACAUGUUGUUUGUCUUUCACCAUUGUUUCACCCAUUAGAUGUGCAUUUAUCAGUAUUGUUGGUGGGCCCUUGGGCUAUUUCUCAUUCCAGCCAGUGCACCACGACUGGUAUAUCAAUGGUUGUGGUAUGUGCUGUCCUGUCUGUGGGAUGGUGCAUAUAAACGAUCCCUUGCUACUAAUGGAAAAACG
Messenger RNA from Gigantopelta aegis, 3428 nucleotides. RefSeq names its product alkylglycerol monooxygenase-like. The transcript is spliced from 11 exons. Gene Ontology annotation, molecular function: oxidoreductase activity; iron ion binding. Gene Ontology annotation, biological process: lipid biosynthetic process. The record is from RefSeq and is a predicted model, not a curated record. Lineage: Eukaryota; Metazoa; Mollusca; Gastropoda; Neomphalida; Peltospiridae. Bases 17 to 1354 code for a protein of 445 amino acids. Gene Ontology annotation, cellular component: endoplasmic reticulum.